CGGACAUAUAGCAAAUAAUCAUCAAAUGCCUCUCGCGUUCCACUCCCGUGACGUCCACAGAGAGCGCGUCACAGUGAGCCACAAAGAGCUAUCUACUAUCGCCGUUGAGAUCUAGUCAGUAGUCACUCUUUUAGCCUUCUCGCAUCAGAUCAGCUGAAAAGAUGUUUGACGAUCAAGACCUGGGAUUUUUUCCCAAUUUUCUUGGCAUUUUUAUAUUUGUUCUGGUGAUAGCUUAUCAUUAUGUGAUGGCUGACCCAAAGUAUGAAGGCAACUGAAAUUGGUGGCGUUGUACACUCAAAUAAGAGUCUGAAUGAUAGUCAAUCAGUGUGAAUUCAUGUAGUUUGAUCAUUAUGAAAGUUUUAAAUAGAACAUUUCAGGCAAAUUCUCUAACGCUUCAAACUUUUUGAGGUUUUAGAAUGUGAAGUUUGUACGCCAAGGAUUUUGGGAGAAAAUCAAUAUCUCUACCAUGCCGCAUAA
Molecule: messenger RNA, 477 nt
Organism: Populus trichocarpa (black cottonwood)
Lineage: Eukaryota; Viridiplantae; Streptophyta; Magnoliopsida; Malpighiales; Salicaceae
Product: dolichyl-diphosphooligosaccharide--protein glycosyltransferase subunit 4A
Exons: 2
Coding region: 162-275 (37 amino acids)
Source: RefSeq, a predicted model, not a curated record